Molecule: messenger RNA, 3429 nt
Organism: Syngnathus typhle (broad-nosed pipefish)
Lineage: Eukaryota; Metazoa; Chordata; Actinopteri; Syngnathiformes; Syngnathidae
Product: polycomb protein suz12-B-like
Exons: 16
Coding region: 326-2464 (712 amino acids)
Cellular component (GO): nucleus; ESC/E(Z) complex
Molecular function (GO): chromatin DNA binding
Source: RefSeq, a predicted model, not a curated record
UCCGUGCUAGUCGGCUAGCCCGGCUAAGGAAAUUAGCUGCCGAGCGGCGGCGGCGUCUGGUUGCUGUCGUCACCCUCAUUUAGAACCUCUCGACCGGCUUUUCUAACUCCACCACGCCGAAGGGCCCUACUGGAGCCUCGCUUGGAUAUGUGAAUAAUAAUCAAAUAAAUCAAAAGCCCCUUUCCCCAUCUCCGUUGAAUUGCCCGCGUCUCCUCUGGCGCUUUUUUAUGAGACGCCGCUCUUUCUUUUUUGACAAAGAAACCUGAGGCAAGUUUUGCUCUCUCCUGGCACGAAAAAGCCGAAAAAGCUUUCCUGGUUCCGGCGGAUGGCUCCACACAGGCACGGCCCCUCGGCUGGAGGCCACCCGAUGACUUCUGGCGGCGGGGCGAGGGCGAACGGGCUCUACCCGCCGUGCUCGUCUUCGUCCUCCGACGCCAAGAAGCCCAACAUGCAGCUCGUCCAAGCCGACCACGAGUUGUUCCUGCAGGCCUUCGAGAAACCAACCCAAAUCUACAGGUUCCUCCGCACCAGGAACUUGAUCGCUCCCAACUUCCUGCACAGGACUCUCACUUACAUGUCACACAGAAACUCCAGAAAGAAUGCCAAGAGGAAAAGCUCCAAGGUGGACAACCUGCUCUUCAGAGUGGAAAAGAUGCAAGGAGACCAGGAGACACGCGGCUUAGCGUCCAACCUGCAGCUCACCUUCACUGGCUUCUUCCACAAAUCCGGGCAACAGUCUCAGGAUUGCGAGAACGAGCAGACCUCUGUGUCUCUGGAAGUCCUUCUGGUCAAAGUCUGUCACAAGAAGAGGAAGGAUGUGAGCUGUCCGGUCAAGCAGGUCCCGGCUGGGAAGAAGCAGGUUCCUCUCAACCCGGACUUGACUUCUGCCAGCGCGCCGGGACAUUCCGGAAACUUUCCGUCCCUGCUGGUCCCGAGCGGCGAGUUUGAAGCCAGCAACUCGCACAUGAUCAAGUCCUACUCGCUGCUUUUCAAAGUGUCGCAGCCCGGCUAUGAUCGCGGGCCGCUCCUCAACGGACUCACAAACGGGGAGGCGCGGCGCCACUCAGAUUUAUCAGAGGAAGCAAUGGACAAGACGAGGCGGAGCUCCCCCCUCAGAAAUGACGCCGAGAGCAUGCUGGUGGCGCAGAUGAUGGUCUUUGAUAAAAACAGACGCCUGCAGCUGCUGGACGGCGACUAUGAAGUUUCAAUGCAAGAAUUCACACAGCAGUGUCCUCUUAACAACAUGACAGCAACAUGGGAGACCAUACUAGACACAAAGCACAUGCCUCCACUGGAAGCGUUCUGUGACGGCCCGACUCUUCACUUCACUCUGCGUUGGACUAACGAGAUCCGCGACGGUUCCACGGCUCCCGUGGCCAAACCUCUGGCCACGCGCAACUCGGAUGCCAACCAGGAGAGCAAAGCGGCACACGCGCUGAGGAACGCGCCGCACGCCACACACGCCGUGAAAGAAACGGUCACCUCGGACAAAGUCCACACCAGGACCAGAGAACAUGUCCCAGCAGAAGCUCGCCCCAAAUUACGCAUCUUCUACCAGUUCCAGUACAACAACAACAGUCGGCAGCAGACGGAGGCCAGAGAUGACCUCCACUGUCCCUGGUGCACCCUCAACUGCAGGAAGCUCUACAGUUUGCUCAAACACCUCAAACUGUCCCACUCGCGCUUUGUCUUCAACUACGUGCCUCACCCCAAGGGAGCCAAGAUCGAGGUGUCCAUCAACGAGAGCUACGACGGUUCCUACGCGGGGAACCCACAGGACGUCCACGGCCAGCCGGGUUUCGCCUUCAGCCGCAACGGACCCGUCAAAAGGGCGGCCGUCACGCACGUCCUGGUCUGCAGGCCCAAGCGCAGCAAGCCGAGUCUGUCAGAGUUCUUGGAGUGCGAGGAUGGCGAGCGCCGGCGUCUGGGCUCCCACGUGAGCGGCCACAACAGACUCUACUUUAGGAGCGAUAGCUGCGUGCCCAGAGCGCCACAGGAGAUGGACGUGGACAGCGAGGAUGAGCGGGAUCCCGACUGGCUCAAGGAGAAGACGGUCAAGCAAAUCGAAGACUUCACGGAUGUGAACGAGGGCGAGAAGGAGAUCAUGAAGCUGUGGAACCUCCACGUCAUGAAACACGGCUUCAUCGCCGACCACCAGAUGAACGAGGCGUGCCUCCUCUUCACCGAGCUGCACUGCGCUCACCUCGUCCAGCAAAACCUGCGUCGCAAUUUCCUGCUGCACCUGGUCAGCAUGCAUGACUUCAACCUGGUCACCACCAGAACCAUCGACCAGGCCAUGGACCGACUCCAGACCACCGCCUGUGGGGACAAACAUAAGGAGCAAGACGAGGCAGACGAGGAAGAUGAAUGGGAGACGGCCCUGGAGUCUCAGAUGGAGACAGACCAGGAGCCAUCAGAGUGUGAAGACGCGAACAGGUGGCAGGAUAGUCAGACCGCAGUUUGAAACUGACCAAUGACGGAACCUCAAUAGAACUUUGUGUUUGGAGCCGCCUUGGUGAGUUUGGCCAUCAAGACUUUGGAAUUCUGGAUGACAGACACACCGGAACGGCGUGUCUAGGAUCCUAGGAUUUGAGGACUGUCUCGACUUAGUAGAAAUCCGAAGCUGAAUUUUUAAUUAUGGAUUAGAGACACCAAAACAGCCUUGUUUUCCAGUUUAUCUGAAAUAUUGAGGACUUUGUCCAUGUUAGCAGAAACCCCAAAAUGAACGUUCGGGUUUUAAAUCUUAAUUAAUUUUUGGGGACUUUUAGUUGGUGACUGAAAAAUUGGGAAUCACACAGAAAAUAUCAUGUUUUUCCUUUUUUGCUACCCCAAAACAUGGAACCUUCCCAUGUUCCUGAUGUUGGGUGUAAAUGUAAACUGACCAACAAGUGUGGGGUUACCAGAAACCUCAAACUAGAUUUUUUGUGUUUUAAGACAACUUUUAGCACUCAAAGAUAGAGUCUGAAUCUAGAAAAGAUUAGGCCAUCAUUAUUUCAUGUUUGAUUGACAACUAAUGAUCAAGAGUUUGCUUUGUUACCUCUGAGCCGAUGUUGCCUUUUGCCAAACAUAAACAAUCUUUAGUGGUUUGAAUGAUCAGCAGAAAAAUGAAAUUCCAAAAUCAAAAGUGAAUCCAGCACAGAGCGGACGUGCCUUAAUGUUGCAUUCUUCCAGAACCCAGCAGGGGGAAAUACCCUAUAUGUACUAUUAAAUAGAACACGGGUUACAAUUUGCUUCUUUUUUUUUUUUUUUCCCCCACGGAGCAAAAAAAACGUGGUUGUCCACGUUCUAAUUAAACAACCAAAAACGGGCUCCUUUGACACCAUGCAUGUGUUAGCUUAGCAUGGGAAGCACCCAAGCGGUAACAAAACAAAAUGUGGCAGUGGCCUGCAAUCAACUUUUGGUUUUCUAUAAAGAGAGCACAUUUUUACA